Messenger RNA from Cryptotermes secundus, 2630 nucleotides. Its product is annotated as neuronal calcium sensor 2. NCBI's taxonomy places the organism in Eukaryota, Metazoa, Arthropoda, Insecta, Blattodea, Kalotermitidae. The transcript is spliced from 5 exons. Gene Ontology annotation, molecular function: calcium ion binding. The record is from RefSeq and is a predicted model, not a curated record. The coding region runs from base 753 to 1313 and encodes 186 amino acids.
GGCUCGCGUCAGGUAGUCUCUCCCGAGUCCGGACUGCGAGAGGUAGCAACGGCCAAGGAACUCGUCACGCCAGUGAUGCUUUCUCUGCUGGUUUAAGCUGAUCUGCGCCCUCACAGGUUCACCACUAUCAUCAGCUGUCUGAGUACCGAUCGUGAAUCAUCAGUGACACAAGUGAUUUAAUUGCGUGAAUGUAUCCUUCUGUAUUUAUGUAUUCGGCUCGCUGUAAAUAUUGAUCGAGCCGUGUGAAAGUGCAGGCCGGAGUCUGAGCCAGGGGAAAGGAACAAGAUUGAGCAAAGGAACUUGGCUCGAUUCUAAGUUGGUACGACUUAUGUAGAGGCAGCUUAUGUGUUUCUGGAGCUGGAAUUAAUUUUGACAUAUUUUUGUUUAGUCAUAUCGUACAGUUCGUAAGGUUAGUGUGUCACAAUAAGUGUUACAGAAGUGUUGUGUAAGUGUGAUAACUGCGCUUCUAAGACUUCGUUGGCGAAAUACGGUGUUGAUCACUUCAAAUUGAACGUGAAGUUGGACGUUUCGACCGAUCCAAGAUGAGCCCAUGGCAGUGUGCUCCUGUUCGGCUUCACAUCUUCUGAGGCGCGCGUUCUGAAGUACUGCAGUUCAGUGGUCAGCACGGAUUAAUUCUAGAGCCGAGUUCUCCCUGUUUCGCGUCCAUUGCUCCCCCACUGCAGGUCGGGAUUCCCUGCCCGUCGGCUUAACGUAUAUCAGCGUUUUCACACGGUAACUUGGAAGUUUCUGCGAUGGGCUGCUUCGGAAGCAAAGACAAACUUUCCAAAGAGGACAUGGACUUUCUCAAAUCUCACACUAGAUACGAUGAAGCAACAAUCAAGGAGUGGUAUAAGGGAUUUAAGCAAGACUGUCCCAACGGAAGGUUAACACCGGCGAAGUUUGUUGACAUGUACAAGAUGUUCUUCCCCAGCGGAAAUGCUGAGGAAUUCUGCGAUCAUGUCUUCCGAACAUUUGACAUGGACAAGAAUGGAUACAUAGACUUCAAGGAGUUUUUGUUGGCCAUUGAUGUCACAUCCUCAGGCACACCAGAGGAGAAGCUGAAGUGGGCAUUCCGCAUGUAUGAUGUAGAUGGAAAUGGGGUCAUAGACAUUCAGGAGAUGACAAAAAUAGUUCAGGCCAUCUACGAUAUGUUGGGUGCCUGCUCAUCCAACCGGCCGGCAGACUCAGCUGAAGAGCGAGCUAAAAACAUCUUUGCCAAAAUGGACGAGAACAACGAUGGUCAGUUGACCCAGGAAGAAUUCCUCAAGGGUUGUCUUCAAGAUGAGGAACUCUCCAAAAUGCUUGCUCCAUAAUGAGUGAAAAUCAAAGCUCCAAAAUACAUGAGACAGUCUCAUCAUAUACAUGUCUUCUCAUUUUAUGAUAUUAAUAUUAAAAAUAUGAGAUUCUGUUGUUGAUAGAACGUUGCAAACGCUGUGUCCAGUGGGUGGUGGAGUAACCAGAACGUUGUGUGCCAUAUCUGAUGAGAAGGAAGCGCUGUAUUAAAACACCAUGUUAUAGGCUAUAUAACCCACAUUCCAUAAUUAAAUCAAAUCGUCAAAUACAACAGAAUGUGUUAUAACACUUUUAUCUUAUUGAAGCAGUCAGGUUGGAGUCAGAUAACCUUCAACAUUCCAGUUUGUGAUAUUCAAUCUUGACCAUGUGAAUGUUUAAAAUGCAGGUGUAACUGCUUCUUCAUUUAGUUUGCUUAUAAAUAUGAUUUGUCAGUGUCUGGAUUCUCAUUACACAUUGCGCUUUGUUCAGAAUAUAUGUGUGUGUGGAGUAUUUGCACAUAUUUGUAAAAUAUCUGAAUGUGCUGUACAGCAGUUUAGCUGAAACUUCGCCCCUGAGCAGUCUGUUUUUGAGAAAUAAGAAUGAAUGAGAUAAAGUGGUUCCUAAUGUUGCACUCAGUAUGUAUUUAACAAAUGUAAUACUCUCGCCAUCUUCUUGUUUGUACUUAAGUGCUAAUUACAGCAUGGAUUCAUGCCUCAGCUGAAGAAUUACUGUCCUGUCUGCGUUUGCACACUUUUCUUUUGUAUGAGAUAUGGCAAAUCUCAUGUUAUGUUGUUUUGGAAUAUCAGUGAUCAAAAUUAUUGAUUCCAGAACAAUUUGCUCACAACAACAGUGGCUGCCAUAUGCUUUUAGGUGGAGGUAUUCUGAAGAAAGAAAUGUAAGCUAGCCUGUAACACCAAGCUGAAUGAUGUAGAAUGUAUAUCAUGCUAAAAAAGAUGUGUGUAAUACUUUCAAACAGUGGUUUGAAGUUGAUGUGUGGCUUCAUGUGGCCAGAAUUUGUUACGGGUCAUGCACUUGCCCCUUAUUUUUCUUCUUGUUUUGAAAUAAAUUGGCCUCUUAGGAUAUCAUGAUGGCUAAGCUUCCUUGUACUGUGUGCCCUGUUCAGGCCUCAACAUUCGUGUGAUAUGUGGGUCGCAAAAAUCUGUGUGGUUAGCCUAAGCAGUCAGUGGGAUAUUGCAAGUACUUCCACAAGAGGAAUAUUAAAUUUCUGGGUAAUGAGGUCCAGUUCAGGUUGGUCUUUUAUUCUCAUUAACGAAAAUUUUACAUUUAAGAGCACAGUCUUCUGGGUUGUAAUGCUAUAUGGUUCAGAGAGAGACUAGUUCCUUGCUUUGCUUACUUUU